Messenger RNA from Protopterus annectens (West African lungfish), 2612 nucleotides. It is a transcript of the gene LYSMD2, whose product is annotated as LysM domain containing 2. The transcript is spliced from 4 exons. NCBI's taxonomy places the organism in Eukaryota, Metazoa, Chordata, Ceratodontiformes, Protopteridae. The record is from RefSeq and is a predicted model, not a curated record. The coding region runs from base 226 to 882 and encodes 218 amino acids.
AGAAAGACUGUCAGAGUCAGAACAGGAAGCAGAAUUAAACAGAAAGGAGAGCUCUCGUGAGAUUUUCUUUGUUUUUUGUCUCUUACAACAGAGUAAAUAUUGGUGCAUUAUAAGAGUGAAUUGAACAAAUUCUGUUAGAGGAACGUAUGUGGCAGUCAACUUCAGGAUACAGUGUUUCUGGGUGUUGUGGUUGGCUAUUCCUUCUUGCUCAGAGAGAGAAAGAAGAUGACAGAAUUCUCACCUGUACUGCCGUUACGGGACAGAGGGGGUGGAAGCCCUCUGAAUCAGCCUAUAUUUCCUCGUUCUAGGUCUGAUUCGGAAUCUGAAUGUGAUGCUGAGCUGUCCCAAAGCUUAGCCCGUACCAAAACCCGUUCAUACGGCAGCACAGCAAGUGUCUGUGUUCCAUUAGCUGAGAAAUACAUCGAGCACCAAGUGAAUGUCAGUGAUACACUUCAGGGGAUCGCACUGAAAUAUGGUGUUACGAUGGAACAGAUAAAACGAGCAAAUAAAUUAUUUAUGAAUGACUGUAUAUUCCUGAGGAAAUCCCUUCUUAUUCCAGUCGUGUCAGAGAAAUCAUCACUUUUCAAUGGACUGAAUUCACUAGAGUCACCUGAGAGUGAAGCAAGUGAUGGUGACACUCCCAAAGAUGGAGAGUCAAUGACCGUUCAUAGGGAUAGCUCGUCCUCUCAGAGCCCUCAGGACCAGGAGCCUGACAAUCAACAUACUCAGCCAGAGGAACUCUCAGCCAAAGAUUUCUUACAAAGACUGGACUUGCAAAUUAAACUAUCUACACAGGCAGCCAGGAAACUAAAAGAAGAUAAUGUUAGUUCUGAUGUAAGUGACACUUCCUAUGCAACGUCAUCAUAUCACUGCGAACAGUAGAAAUCGAUAAAGAGCUACAGGAAUGUAAAUCUCUGAAGCGAAUAUUCUUGACGUGGAUGCAGAAUUACACUUUCAGAAAUAUUAAGUGCAUUUUGGAACAUCAUGGCUCCCGUACACAGAUCCCAAUCUUUUGUGUUCACAACCUCUGUAAUUGCACUGAAGUAACAUAUCUGGCUGUUUUGCCUUCCAUAUUUAAAUGCUAUUACUGUAAGCCAAGGUUUGAAAUCCUUAAGAAAUAACUGACAGCCUUUGAUUCUAUGAAGGUUUGAAAUCCUUAAGAAAUAACUGACAGCCUUUGAUUCUAUGAAGACAUAGUAUUAGAAUAAACCAGUGGGUUACCUGCUAAAUAGUAUAUGUUGUUUUAAGGGCAAUGUUACCCCUAUUCAAUGCUGAACUUGGGAAGUAAACACAGGAAGGUUUCAUUAAUAACUAUUUUACAUGAUUUCUUUUAUAAAAUAUACAUUAUUACACAUGCCCCAGGUCAUUUAUGAGUAUAACAUAGUGUAACUUGCUCUCUGAAAUGUAUUCAACACAUUUGUGACUGUCUCAUAAAAGUGCCGCCAUAAAUGAGUGAAAGCUUCUGAAUGCAAAGAGCAUUUAGAAGUAAAAAAAAAAAAUCACAGGAAAAAAAAGUAUUUUUACAGGGGAGAAAGCCACCCUGUACCCCCUGACAUGUGGAACUGCAUAUCUUUCAUUCCCAUAUUUAUAUAUACCAACUCCAAGCUUGCACUAUCAUGGGAGGGGGGAUUUUCAUAUAAUGGUAAUUUGGCGUUACAAAGAGAAGCUGGCUGGUUGUGCAGUAGUGAAAAUACAAAUGACAGUGAUUACUAGUUUUUCAAAAAUAAGGAUGGCUCACACUGUAACUCUGUUAUGGAUGGGCCAUAUCGUGGCAUUAAAUAGUUCUGAACAAGGUGAAGUAACAGCUAAAAUAAUUUGUUAAAAAUCAUAACAUUUUAAUUCUGAUUUAAGUGGGCAGUAGAUGCAGACUUGCAAAAAGUGCUGUUGAUUAACAAUUAUAUUUACCUUUGUGAGUGCUGCUAAUAAUAUAUGUUUAGUACUUAAAGUUGGAAACCCAUUGUCAGUGGUCAAUUGACUGAUACUCAGAGUGUUAGCACUAGAAGGUCUCUGGCAUCUAGAAAUGGUAGUUAGACUUGCAGAAGAGUGAAAGGGUGAGUGUCGUAUUUUUUAUCACUUUCUCCCAAUUCUCCAAAUUUGAAUGGUCUUGGAGUUGGUGUGUGUGUGUGUAUGUGUGUGUGUGUGUGUGUGUGUGUGUGUGUGUGUGUGUGUGUGUGUAUAGGUAAAUAUAUAGAUAUAAACUUAUUUGUAUACAUCAAAUAAACCCAUAGUCGACAUUCUAACCAUCUGUGUCUUUACUUCCAAACAGGGAAUGUCGACAAGGAAGUACAUGUGUUGAGAAGCAGCUUCAACUCAUGCAAAUAAAAAAAAAACAAACAAAUUGCAACAUUGGUUUUUACAAGGGGGGCAAGCCCUCCUGCAUGUUCUGAUAAUUAUAUACUAACUAUGAGGCUACACAGAAUUAGGGCAUAUUUUCCAGUCCUGGGAAUUGUUCAUUCUUGGACACCUAUUGACCAGUUGUUUAGUCGAUCAUAAAUGGUCGACUAAACAGCUGUUGACCAAACAUUUGACCAUAUUGAUGGAACCUAUAUAUAUAUAUAUAUAUGUGUGUGUGUGUGUGUGUGUGUGUGUGUGUGUGUGUGUGUGUGUGUGUG